AAAAGGGAUACGCGAUCCCAUACGUACUUUUUUUCACCCCCUACAGCGCGGACGUCCACGACAACCCAGUCUGCAGUCCUUCAACUUCAAUGCUGCACUUUUAAUCUUCGUCGCGAGUUCUUCUUUACUUUCUUUCAAGGACUGCAACAAUUGUUCAAGGGCCUGGCCGACUUCCAUUAACGCGUGAGCUGUGAAAGCUCCAACGUCAGGGUAGCCUCACCCUCUUUCGACAAUCAACGACUCUGCGAACAUGGCCAAAUCAACCAAACCCGCUGUCAAAGCGGCGACUCCAGAACCUGUGCGAAGUCACCAAUCUGAGAAGGUUGUGCCCAAGUCUACAAAGCCGACAGACUACACCUCAGAAGGCGUCCAAGAUCAUGACAUCUUCCUCUUACCUAUAUCUGACUAUCAGGUCAUGUUGGUAGCUACGCUCAUGGCAGCAGUAGUCAGACUUUUCAGAAUAUACCAGCCUAGCAGUGUUGUCUUUGAUGAGGUCCAUUUUGGAGGAUUCGCAUCGAAGUACAUCAAGGGCAAAUUCUUCAUGGACGUUCACCCUCCGCUUGCCAAAUUAUUACUUACACUCGCUGGAUGGUUAGCAGGAUUUGAUGGAGAGUUUGAUUUCAAGGACAUUGGGAAGGACUACGUCGAGCCCGGUGUACCAUACGUGGCCAUGAGAUUGCUCCCAGCCGUCUGCGGUAUUCUUUUGGUUCCUACAAUGUUUUUGACCUUGAAAGCUUUUGGAUGCAGAACAACGACUGCUUUCAUGGGCGCCUGUCUCAUCAUCUUUGAAAAUGGUCUACUUACUCAAGCACGAUUGAUUCUCCUCGAUUCUCCCCUUAUGAUCAUGACUGCCUUCACCGCACUAGCUUGGGUGUCUUUUUCAAACCAACACGAGCAAGGUCCUUCGAAGGCCUUCCAACCAACUUGGUGGUUCUGGCUUGCCAUGACCGGUCUAGGAUUGGGAGCUACCGUUAGUGUUAAGUGGGUUGGUUUGUUCACAAUUGCCUGGGUUGGUGGUUUGACUGUCCUACAACUAUGGAUUUUACUCGGAGACGUUAAGACCGUCACUCCUCGUCUCUUCACCAAACACCUAGUAGCCAGAAUCUUCUGCCUGAUUGUCAUCCCAGUUUCAUUCUAUAUGGCCAUGUUUGGUAUUCAUUUCCUCUGCCUCGUAAAUCCAGGUGAUGGAGAUGGAUUCAUGAGCUCCGAGUUCCAAGCUACCCUCAAUUCGAAGGCCAUGCAGGAUGUACCAGUCGAUGUUGCACUUGGCAGUCGAGUCAGCAUUCGUCACCACAACACUCAAGGAGGAUAUUUGCACUCUCACAAUCUUAUGUACCCUACUGGAAGCAAGCAACAACAGAUCACUCUUUAUCCUCAUAAGGACGAGAACAAUGUAUGGCUUCUCGAGAACAUGACACAGCCCUUGGAUCUCAACGGUGAACCAAACAACGGCUCGCUUGCCUGGGAUGCUAUCACACCACCUACGUACAUUAAAGACGGUGAUACUAUCAAGCUGUUACACCUACCUACUAGCCGCCGCCUCCAUUCACACGACGUCCGCCCUCCAGUCACCGAGGCUGAUUGGCAGAAUGAGGUUUCUGCGUACGGGUAUGAAGGAUUUGAGGGUGAUGCGAAUGAUUAUUUCAGAGUCGAAAUUAUCAAGAAGAUGUCAGAUGGCGAAGAAGCCAAGCACCGUGUCCGCACUAUUCAGACCAAGUUCAAGCUGAUUCAUGUCAUGACUGGCUGCGUUCUCUUCUCUCACAAGGUUAAGCUUCCCGAAUGGGCAUCGGAACAACAGGAAGUUACUUGUGCUAAGGGCGGAACGCUUCCCAAUAGCGUCUGGUACGUAGAGCAAAACGAACAUCCUCAACUUGGUGAGGGUGCCGAGAAGGUCAACUAUAGGAACCCAGGCUUCUUUGGCAAGUUCUGGGAAUUACAGAAAGUCAUGUGGAACACCAAUGCCGGCCUUGUCGAGUCUCACGCUUGGGACUCUCGCCCACCUUCCUGGCCAAUUCUCAAGCGUGGUAUCAACUUCUGGGGUAAGGACAAUCGCCAGAUCUACCUCAUUGGAAAUCCAAUCAUCUGGUGGUCAUCGUCUCUGGCUAUUGUUGUCUACGUAAUCUUCAAGGGUCUGGCCGUCCUCCGUUGGCAACGUAGCUGCAAUGAUUACAGCAACACCGUAUUCAAGCGCUUUGACUACGAAGUUGGCACGAUGGUUCUUGGCUGGGCUCUGCAUUACUUCCCUUUUUACCUUAUGCAACGUCAAUUGUUCCUGCACCACUACUUCCCGGCGCUCUAUUUUGCUGUCAUGGCUCUCUGUCACAUCUACGACUUCGUCACCGCCCGUGUCCCCGGCAUUGGCCUCCGUGAGAAUCCUUUGUUUGGACGUCUGGGCGCUACGAUCUUUGUAGCUUUAAGUGCUGUUGCUUUCAUGCUGUACUCCCCUCUAGCAUAUGGAAAUCCAUGGACCCAGUCAGCUUGCAACAAGGUCAAGCUAUUCGAUUCUUGGGACUGGGACUGCAAUACUUUCCUUACCGAGUAUUCUCAAUACUCUACUCAAUCAAUGCACGCCAACGCUGAUGUCCACAAAACUGAUUCGCCAUUGAUACCAACCAAUGCCGCUGUCCCACCUCCACCACCCCCUGCCGGCGAGCAAAAGCCAAUCGUUCAGGAAGAGAGAGUUGGUAUUUCAGAGGCACCACCACUCGUUUCGCCGCCACCCGCUGGCAUGGCGCAAAGCGUUCUCUCGAGAGAAGAGAAAAUCGAAUACAGGGAUCAGGAUGGCAACCUUUUGAGUCCAGAGCAGGUCAAAGAGCUGGAAGGAAAAGUCAGCUUCAAGACCCGUUACGAGACUCGUACACGUUUGGUCGAUGCCCAAGGCAACGAGAUCAACCCACCUCCAGAGGCUGCAGGCGUUGCACCUCCCCACCCAGACGUUGAGGGAGUUGACUCUUCAACUGUUGGGAAGCCGGAGCCAGAGUCGCAAGGAGAACCAGCCUCCCAGAAAGAGGUCAAGGCUGAUGAGAGCAAAGAGGAGAGCAUUGUGAAGUCCGACUCGGGUGCUGCUAAGCCAGCAAGUGAGGGUAACGAGGCAACAGCCAACUAAAAUCAUUUCAUUUGUACGGAAGGAGUGGGCGAAGGGGUCUGGGACUAGGAACUUGUCCUUUGUAUACUAAGAUGCAAAAGAGGCAUCUAUAUAAUAUGAUGGCUUUCGCGAUUCGAACCUCAUCUAAGAUACAGACAAUGUUUUGUGCUUGAUCCUAGUCUGAACUUUUGUGAAAUGUUAAAGAAUCAUAAGGUGGCAAGUGCCUAAACAAAACAAGAGCAGAAGACUAUUCGCAAAUUCUUUACCUCCACUGGGGUACUUCGCAGCUGGAAAGUUUGUUCUGAUCUCAAUAUAAUCUUGCCGGCGGCAACUUGGUGCUUGGUUUGCGGAUUCGAGGCCGACAUCCUAGCUCGUGUUGUGCUGCUGCAGAAGUCCAUUAUUCACCAAGUUGAGUGAGUGGUUCCGUGUUACGUACACAAUGGAUGACUGGAG
Mollisia scopiformis is the source of this 3538-nucleotide messenger RNA. Its product is annotated as glycosyltransferase family 39 protein. Lineage: Eukaryota; Fungi; Ascomycota; Leotiomycetes; Helotiales; Mollisiaceae. Gene Ontology annotation, cellular component: membrane; endoplasmic reticulum. The coding region runs from base 251 to 3106 and encodes 951 amino acids. The transcript has 5 exons. The record is from RefSeq and is a predicted model, not a curated record. Gene Ontology annotation, molecular function: dolichyl-phosphate-mannose-protein mannosyltransferase activity. Gene Ontology annotation, biological process: protein O-linked glycosylation via mannose.